AUGUCAUAUGGAAAUGCUUCUCUGGAGCCUUACCUGUCAAUACUAUUGAGGAGUAGAGGUCUUACAAUGGAUUGCAUCUGCCUUUGUUGUGGUGAAGAAGAGAAAUCUGUUGAACAUCUUCUCGUCCAUUGCACUAGAGCUAUGCAAGUUUGGAAAGCCUCUCAUGUGGACUGGGACAACCUACACUCCAUUAGCAACAAGUUUAAUACUGGUGGUGGUGGAUCUCUUCUAUUGACCAUUCAGACAUUUCAGAAGCCAAAAUUCAGCUUUCAACCUAUAUACUCUAAAUGCUUUGGAAGGCUCGUAACUUCUAUGGCUUCCUGUGAAGACCAUCCUGCACUCAGCCUUCAAGGAAUGAUUGGAGUUCACCAACACGAAGCUUGUGAUCUAAACUCUUACAGGUUUGAAGGUGACUUGGCU
Molecule: messenger RNA, 420 nt
Organism: Striga asiatica
Lineage: Eukaryota; Viridiplantae; Streptophyta; Magnoliopsida; Lamiales; Orobanchaceae
Source: the annotation of a GenBank genome assembly